Colletotrichum godetiae is the source of this 708-nucleotide messenger RNA. Its product is annotated as acetyltransferase. The transcript has 4 exons. Bases 1 to 708 code for a protein of 235 amino acids. Lineage: Eukaryota; Fungi; Ascomycota; Sordariomycetes; Glomerellales; Glomerellaceae. The record is from RefSeq and is a predicted model, not a curated record. Gene Ontology annotation, molecular function: histone H2A acetyltransferase activity; protein N-terminal-serine acetyltransferase activity; histone H4 acetyltransferase activity. Gene Ontology annotation, cellular component: nucleus.
AUGGCACCACCCCGCAAACGUCGUAGGGCCCCGACCAACCCCAUCGAAGCAGCGAACCGCAAAUCCGACGCCGACUUUGUGAGGGACCAUCUCCAGCCCAGCCCCGAGUGGACGAAAUGGACGCAUCCCAAAAGCGGUACAUCGUACACCCUCUCACUCAAGUCCCCGUCGCAGCUCUCACAGGGUGAGCUGCAAGCGUGCUUCGACCUCAUCGACUACACAAGUGGAGCAGAUUAUCGCGCUUCAAAAGAUGGGUGGAGGCCUAGCCACAAGAUGAAGGAGAUGAAAAGCGAAGGACUACGAUACGUCCUUGUUGCGGAUGACAAAAUUUGCGGAUUUACGAGCCUGAUGCCUACCUUUGAAGAGGGUGAGGCUGUGGUGUACUGCUAUGAGAUCCAUCUCCUGGAGGAAUUACGAGGCACGGGUGUCGGCCGCACACUCAUGGAUUACCUCGUCAAAGUGGCGAAGAGUAUUCCCAUUAUCGAAAAGGUGAUGCUGACCUGCUUCAUCGCCAACGCGGAUGCGCGCGCGUUUUAUGAGAAGCUUGGUUUUGAAAUUGAUGCGCUGUCGCCCGUGGAGAGGAAGUUGAGGUUUGGAAAGGUGUUUGUGCCUGAUUAUGUCAUCAUGAGCAAGAGGGUUCGUGAUAAGAGGAAGGAUGAGGGGAGGGAGGAUCUGGAUAAGGGUGGCGUGGUAGAUAAUGAGGCGUGA